CAUAGUCAGCUGAUGGCAAAAUGCAAUUACAUGUUUGCUGUGAUACACAAAAUUGAUUGUAUUUUGCCUGCGUAACCGUGAAAUUUCCCGAAAGUGAUCGGCUUACUAGUUACUCGUAUUUGAAUUUCUCAAAAGAGUUUAGAUAGACAUACAAGGACUUUUAUAUACAUACAGCUGGAGGGAUACUAGAAGAACAAGAUGCCUCUAAGCGCAGACAUAUCAACAGCGCUCCAUUUAUUGGAGCAUGUUCAAGAAAGAGUGGAAGACUGUGAUGAUCCUAAGCUACAAAUGCAUACAACUCAAGACAUAAAAUCAUUGAUAUCUCUUUUGGAAGAUCCAGUAUUUCGCAGUAUAGUAACAAUCCAAGACUCUCUUAUUGAAUUAAACAAUCAGUUGGGACAACAUCCAUCUAUUAUCCCUGGAGAUUUUGACAUUAACAUCAGUGGGCAAUUGGAACUUUCUGUUCCAAGUACACCGGUGCAACCACUUGGAUCAAAUGUGUACCAAGAUUUAUAUCAAGACAGCAGUGAACUGGAAGAUCAAAGAGUUCCUGUUGCACCAUUAGUGCAUAGCAGCAGCGAGGACACUAGUGCUCAGGUGACAAGUCCAAGUCUAGUUUCUGAAGUUAUGGGAAUGCCACCCAUUACAACAACAACAUAUGCUAAAGAAUUUAAGAAAGUUAUUGAAGCAGCAGCAAGAGGCCGGCAAAUAUUUACUGUGCAGCUGUACAAACCAGAGGGCACCAGUUUAGGAUUCAGUGUUGUUGGGCUACGUAGCAAGGAUAAAGGAGAACUUGGUAUAUUCCUGCAGGAGAUACAACCAAAUGGCAUAGCAGGGUGUGAUGGUCGAUUGGUAGAAGGAGAUCAGAUAUUGGCGAUAGAUGGACAGCCACUAGACUCGAACAUCUCUCAUGAGCAGGCAAUCUCGAUUCUUCAGAAGGCACGUGGUCUGGUUGAGUUGGUCGUAGCAAGAAGCGCCCAAGACGUUGGGAGCUCUUUGCCAACGGAUGAAUUAUCCGGAGCAUCGAGUUCGACAGCGGCCGCGGGAGCAGGUGUGUCCAUCAUCGGCGGCGUUGUCGGCGGGACAACGAACCAGGCGAGCUCCGACAAGGAUCAAUCGGUCUCAACCUCGUCCAUCGUUACACCAGCUGCCACCUCCAAGUCCAGUCAGCCAGCUAGCACAACCUCGGCAGCUACACCUACACCUACACCACCGACAUCGACCCCGGUACCUGGGGGCCUCGUUGUCGAAAGGAGCCCCUCCGCCGUCAGCGACGCCUCCAAGAGUGGCUCUGACAUGGUGCUGAACACGGAGUGGGCACAAGUUGAAGUAAUAAAUCUCAUCAACGAUGGCAGCGGUCUUGGAUUCGGAAUCGUUGGUGGACGAAGCACAGGUGUCGUCGUCAAAACGAUCCUUCCUGGGGGUGUCGCCGAUCGGGAUAAUCGGCUGCAGAGCGGGGACCAUAUAUUGCAAAUCGGAGAUGUCAAUCUGCGGGGAAUGGGAAGCGAACAGGUCGCGGCGGUUUUGCGACAAUCCGGCACACAUGUACGCCUUGUUGUCGCGCGACCUGUGGAGCCCACCUCGCCGGACUACCAGGCACUCGGCAGCCACGCUCCGAUCGUACCAACGAAGAUUCUGGGUGACCCCGAUGAGCUGGAUCGCCACUUGGUGCACAGCGUGCCGGAGACGUACAACAUGCGCCACGUCCAGGGUGAUGCCACCUACGACAACGGCUACAUGUACUCUCAGGAAUCCGACGUUGAAAUGCACGCAAGACCAGGUCUCAUCAUGGACGUAGUACGCAAUCCAAUGCCAAUUGGAGCGAUGCCAGUGAUACCGACGGUUCCGGUGCAGAUUCCGGAACUUCCGGUCCUCACCAUGGACACCAUCGACGUUAAUUCACUGCCAGAAAUGGAACGUUUCACCGUUGAGCUUAAAAAGGACAUUUACGGUCUUGGGAUCACUAUUGCUGGAUACGUAUGCGAGAAAGAGGAACUGUCUGGUAUUUUCGUGAAGAGCAUCAGCGAGGGUAGCGCGGCGGACUUGAGCAACAAGAUCCAAAUAAACGACAGGAUAGUCGAGGUGGAUGGCCAUUCAUUACAGGGUUACUCGAAUCACGAAGCUGUAGAGGUGUUAAGACGCACCGGGCAAACAGUAGUUUUAUGCCUGGAGAGAUAUCUACGUGGACCAAAAUACGAACAGCUUCAACAAGCAAUCGCGGCCAGUGAACUGAGACCACCUCAACCAAGUUCCCCCUCUAUUACGAGCCUACCAAGUUUCCCCAUUAGCGCUGAUGGAGAAACAACCACUGAAAUAGAACCGGAAGGAGAAUCGCAUACGACUGUGGACAGUGCGGUUUUGCAGGAAGGAGGCGAACGCGAAAGAGUCUCAGAGGAACUGGACGAUGCGGCCAACGUGGAAGCUUUAUUGAGCGACCCAUCUAGUGAGCUUACACCCCAAAUUCGAGCUGCUAUUAAGGCCAAAUGGCAGAAAAUCGUCGGUCCAGAUAUAGAGAUCGUGGUAGCACAGUUGAAAAAAUUCACAGAAGGUAGCGGUCUUGGAAUAAGUUUAGAAGGUACAGUCGACGUGGAGAACGGGCAGGAAGUGAGACCUCAUCAUUACAUAAGAUCGAUCCUUCCGGAAGGACCCGUGGGCCAGAAUGGAACACUACGUUCCGGGGACGAAUUGCUCGAGGUGAAUGGAUAUCGGUUGCUAGGCAUCAAUCAUAUGGAAGUAGUUAGCGUGCUCAAAGAAUUACCUAUUCAUGUUCGAAUGGUUUGUGGGAGGAACAUCGCCUCGCAGGAUCCUUUGUGCCCCAUCGACACUGCUCAACACCAGGCUGCAUUCCAAACUAGAAGCAUUCUUGGGGGAUCCCUGCAAAAUCUUUUACCAACGAUGGAUCGUUUGGUUAAAGCCAAAUCCGAUGGUUCCUUAGCAUCAACAACGACUACAGCCACGGUUACGGAUGCUAGUUUGAACAAGAUGAAAUCGCGUUCCUUGGAACCGUUGACCGGCCUCGCGAUGUGGAGUUCCGAACCACAGAUCAUUGAACUGGUAAAGGGAGAACGGGGCCUUGGGUUCUCGAUAUUGGAUUAUCAGGAUCCAAUGAACCCCAACGAAACUGUGAUAGUAAUAAGAUCGCUGGUGCCUGGAGGCGUGGCUCAGGUGGACGGGCAAUUAAUACCUGGCGAUCGGCUUCUGUUCGUGAACGACAUAGCCCUGGAGAAUGCGACGCUCGAUCAAGCGGUGCAAGCGUUGAAGGGUGCACCAAAGGGCACCGUUCGCAUCGGUGUGGCCAAGCCGUUGCCCAUCCCAGACAGUAUUGUCCAGAGGGUGCCACCGAUUUGUCCCGUAAGGCGCAGCAAAAGCUUCCCCAACGAAAGCGAAACUACCGAUCAUGCAGCCGAGCUCGAAGAUUUCCUCUCUUCAAGAUCAGGAGUAACAGAACUGUCGAUGGACAAACCGGAAAGCGAGGAAGAAGACGAGCAUUGGAAGGACGCAUCUCCGCAUACACCAACCUGCAGUCCGACCAAGCGUCCCCCAAAAUCACUUCACGGUCUGAAAUCAUCGAAAACCGUGGAAGUGGAGGUUCACGAGUUCCAGGCCACCACUCCUCUCCACGAAAAGGACGUGAUCAUACUGGAGAGUGGUGCCACGCCGCCAAGUCGGAAGUUGGCCAUGAAAUACAGUCAGGACGUGGCUCCGAAGGUGAAAUUAAAGGAAGAAACUGAAUCGUCAAAGGAAAAAGUGCCUGAAACAGUAACUCAAUUGCCCAAACCAACCGAUCAACGUUCUGUCGCUGAACGAAGAAGAAGUUUGAGACGCAUGGACUCCGAAGAUCGGAUGUCGACGUCCAGGGAGACCUUGAACAAGUCGGACCUGGCUGACAAAGGCGCGAGGAAGAAGAUCUUCAAGAAGAAAGACACGGAUCGCGAGAGGAGAUCUUUUAGAAGGAAGACCGAAGAAGCUGUCGAGUCGCCGGAUGGUAGAGCGGAACCAGAGGAUUCCAGGAAGAGGUGGGAGGUUGAAGAGGUCGUAACUAGAUCUAGGGAGGAGAGGAAGAGCCUCAGGGAGCAGGAGUGUAUCGACAGGGUGACGGAGUUCCUGACGAAGCACAGUGUCCUUUGCUAUUCCGAUUCAGCUCCAGGCACUGUGCCGGAAGUCACCCCACGCGAGACCCUACAACGUCCAUCCACUUUAAAAGAACCCGAAGAAACACCUAGUCAAGUGCAACCAUCGGAAGAAUUGUCCAAGAAACUGAGCGAAGAUGGAAUUCAGAGGUUAAAGACUCCUGACGAACCUGCGAAGACACCUUCCUCCAUCGAAUCUGAAAAACCUGUAGCUACUCCAACAAUUCCAAGUAGGACAGCUUUGGACAAACCUGUAGGUGGUACAGAGGACACAAAGACCUUGGUAACUAGUCCAGAGACAGAAACAGCACCGGUCAAACGAAAGAGUUCAAUGCGCAAGAAACCAGCCAUCUUCUCCAGGGAAUCUUCCAGGGAAUCUCUUUUGGACGACGCUAAAAAGGAGGUCAGAAUACAAGAAAACGUGGAGGAGAUCUUCUUUGAGGAUGUGAGCGAACAGGUGUCUGGGGUAUUGCCGGAAGUGCAGCUGGUGAAGGCGAGAAUCAUCACUGCGGAAGAAGCAGUGGCCAACAGAGUAGACGAGCCUCAGACUAGGAUCGAAAUCCACUCGCCACCGGAAGUGGCCACUGUUCCUGACUCUGUCAGAGUGAAAAGUGGCCGGGUACCUUCACCGGAAACUGUGAACAUGUCCCAUUUGCAGUUGGUCAGCCUGGCUAAGUCCACGUCCGAGAAUACCUUAGUGGAAACUGAUAAGAACGAAGACAACAAAGUGUCGGUGAGAAAUAUCAAGACUGAGAUCCUGCUGGAUUUGUCCAAAGUCACGGACGUUAACGACGAGACGGAGAACUCUGUUGAUGAAGAGAGGAAGGAGCGGAGGUUGAGCAGGACAGGAAGCGAGGGCUCUAAGAGGGCUGCACUGAGGGCACAGGCGAAGCCGAAGGAACGAGAUGGAUUUAAGAUCGGGAGUUUGGCUCAACCCGACGAACCGCAACUGACGAUCCUUUUGGAAAAUGCCGCCAUUCAGAGAAGGAAGAAACUGACGGAGGGAAGAGAGGACAGCGUGGCUGGAGAACAGCAAACUAAAAGGCCAGAGGAGGCUAGCCCGAGGCUAGCGGACCAGCAAGUCGAGCUUCCUUCGAAGGACCGGGAAGCUGAAGAUAAAGGAGAGGUAGGAGAUUAUGAGAGAAUCCCGUAUCAACAGAAGCAUCCUCCGGAGGAAUCUUCGUUCAAACCCGAAGAAGACAGGCUAAUCAGCAAGGAGCAUUCCCUCGAGUAUCAAAGUCAAACGCUAGAGAGUCAAUCGGAUCGUCUGUUGCACGGAGUGCAGCUCUCCAGUUCGGUGGAGGAGUUGCUCAGGACCGUACCGGACAGUUGGCCUGGUCAGUUGGAAAAAAGGCUCGAGGAAGCGGAGCGUAGCUUCAAGGAGACCCAGUAUUCGCCCAAGGAGAAGCUCGACGCCGAGACCCAGACCGAGCAAGAGACAAAAAGUACCCAGUGUAGCCCCGAACAGAGUAGGAUAAGUCCUUCGGAAGUAUCCAAGGACAGUCCACUGCACGUGGUCAGAGGAUACUACCAGAGCCCUAGAAGAGAGGUACAGACCCAGACCCAGGGCGAGAGUAAAAGCGUCCAGUGUUGCCUGGACGAGUUAGGCAGUCUUUCCAAGACCCCAGACCUCGACGACUCAUUCGACAGUCCGUCGAAAUCGGAGAAGGAGUCCAAGAGCAUCCAGUGCAUCCCUAAGGACUUUUCUAGCCCUGACAAAGACAGCGUCGAUCGAGAGAAAACUCUUCCAAGUCCGCGAAAAGAGGUCGAGGUACAGACCUACCAGGAGUCGAAAGCUAUCCAGUGCAGCGAUGACGAGCUUCUAGAAGCUGAUCAACUCGAAGACGACUACACUGCGCGGCCAGUGCUUCCGAGCCAGAAGGCCGAGAGUUCGGCCUCUUCGAGUUCUGGAUCACCCUGCAAGUUCUCGGCUGUGGUGUUUGUCGAGGAACGGCUCGAUAUGACGGUGACACAAAGGGAUCACGAGGGGAACGUUAGCUGGUCGAAACAUUGGGGUCCAGAGAGGCUGGUGGAGAUCUUCAGGGAGCCGAAAACCAGCCUCGGGCUGAGCAUCGUUGGUGGAAAGGUCGACCUGCACAAUGGCAGCUCUAGUAAAUCACAAAACAUAUCUGGGAUAUUCAUUAAGAACGUAAUACCGAACAGUCCGGCGGGAAGAACCGGUGAAUUGAAGAUCGGUGAUCGAAUAAUAGAGGUCGAUGGCGUGGACCUGCGACAUAGUACGCAUGAACGCGCAGUCGAGGUGAUACAAGCAGCCGGAAAUCCUGUUCGUCUUCUCGUCCAGUCUUUGGUGCACCUGAACAACGAGAACGACACGGAUGGCCAGGUGGACGAGGCAGGAAGAUUGACAAGGAAACACAGCGGUAGGAGCCGAUCCGGAGCACCCACGGGAUCUUUUGGACAGAGAACGUCUCCUGUCAGAUCCACCACGCCGGAAGCGACACAGGGUUCCGAAUACGGAGAUAAACAAAGUAGCUCGAGAUCAGAUUUCAGAAGGCAAAGUACAAGAGCCUCAGAUGGCGCUGGAUCCAGUUCGCGAAGAUCCUCCAUGAAAAAGUCAAUUCGAAAGAAGGCGCCGUCACCGCCUACCAAUCCCGGUAUUUUACGAGAAGUGAGCGAAGAGAAGGAGGACCACCAUGUCUCGAAACCGGAAGAACCCCCAAGACGGAAGUAUUCUUCGGAUGAGAGCUCGGAAGAAGACACGCGCGAGCUCGAGGGAAACGUUUACACGAAGGCUGGCGUGGAGAUCUCGAGGAAAAGUGCUGGGAACGUGAAGCGUAGCAAAGCGGAAAUCGAAGCGGAUCCUGAACAGGAAGACGAGUUCGGUUAUACGCACAUGAAAGUGCAAAAGAAAUACCAUUCGAUGGGGCACAAAGUGUUGAUGGUCAAAGUGGAAAAGGACAGACGUGGUUUGGGUAUUUCGUUAGCAGGACACAAGGAUCGAAACCGGAUGGCAGUGUUCAUUUGUGGCCUUAAUCCAAGGGGUUCAGCUCACAAAGGGGGCGAGCUUGUUGUCGGUGAUGAAAUACUCGAGGUAAAUGGCCGCGUAUUACAAGGACGGUGCCAUUUGAACGCAUCCGCCAUGAUUAAAGGCAUGGCUGGUACGACCUUCAAAAUUGUCGUUUUACGGAGGAGCGCGGCCCUUGACGAUAUCGCCGUGAAGCCAAUUGUUCAAUUUCCUCCAUCGCUGGAAGAGAACACGUUCAACCAGUACAAAGGUGUGCGGAAUAUACCGGUGAAAAAGGGUCAGUAUGGACUGGGCAUAAUGAUCAUUGAAGGAAAACACGCUGAGGUUGGCCAAGGUAUAUUCAUCUCCGAUAUACAAGAAGGCAGUGCUGCUGAACAGGCUGGCUUGCAAGUUGGUGAUAUGAUACUUGCUGUUAAUAUGGACUGUCUACUUGGUUCGACGUACGACGAGGCUACGAGUUUGUUGAAGAAAGCAGAGGGUGUAGUUACUCUAACAGUAUGCAAUCCUAAUCAAAGCAAAGUAGCAAAAGAAGAGGAAGACAGGGCAAAGGGCAUCAUUCCCGAGGAAGCACCAUCAGCACCAGCACCCAAAGAGCCAGAAAAACCAAAAGAACCUGAACCACCAAAGGAUCCAAAGGAUUGCAAGAUUGAAACCGGAAAAGACACAACGAUAGAGUUCCAGAAAGAGAAGGAUAAAGGCAUUGGAUUCACCAUAACUGGUGGUUCUGACACACCAUUGAAAAAAGUGUUCAUCCUCGAAGUGUUUCCCGAUGGAGCAGCGGGGAAAGAUGGACGAUUACAGUCCGGAGAUGAAAUACUGGACAUGUGCAGCAAAAGUUUCAAGGAGAUCGAGUACGAUAAAGCUCAUGCUACUGUUUUGAAACUCUCAGGAACCAUCACGAUGAUCGUGCAUCGGCAAGAGAAACCAGAAGAGGAAAUAGAAGUGGAGCUGCAAAAGAAGUCUGGUAAAGGAGCUGGUCUCUGUUUGACAGGAUAUAAAAGUGGAAAAGGAGCAUACGUGUCGGACUUGCUACCUGGUGGUAGCGCUUUGGAGUGUGGAAAGAUUUGCAAAGGGGAUCGAGUGGUAGCAGUUGGUGGAACGGAUGUUCGCGAAGCUCCUGUGGAAGAUAUCGCGGUCCACGUGAAAGUUUCAAAUCCGGUGCAAUUGAAACUGGCUAGGUUCAAAUCCGCUAAACAAUGACAGGGUUCUGCAGGCGGAACUCUGAAAGCGGAUGUGAAAAGGACGAUACCCUUUAGACACCACGGUCUCUAGUGUGAUAUGACUAUACCAAAGUAACUAUAAAUAAUACAUAAACACUAUUUGCUAUUAAGUAUCGUGAUCCAAUCUCGCCAAUGCAACCCAAGCCGUAAUUUCUUAGCGAGUUUUUCAAGCCACGUGACAUCCUGGCACUCUAAAUCUAGGGAUUUUUCAGCGCCCUUUUCUAUAGCGAACACGGGCGAGAUGUCGUAAAUAAUCGUCGCUCGCAAAAGAUUCCGUCUGUCACGAUCAACAUCCGGCGAGUACAUUUUAUGUAGAAUUAAUGAUACACAGAGUAUUUAUGCAGUUAGAUCUAUACAGAUUGUUUCGUAUGUACAUCAAAUGGUAUUGCGCCAUUUAUUACGAAACAGCCUAUACAUUGUAAUAACCACGCGUUACGAUGAACGAUCUUAAAGAAAAAGAAAAAGAAAAAGAAGCUCUAAGAUUCGAAGAGAAAAUAAAAGGAAAAAAGGAAAAAAGGAAAAAAGGAAUUUGCUAUACGUAGAGCCUCUUUCUCUCGUGAAUACCGUGCCACCAUCUCUUCAUAGAAAACAGAAAGAAUCUUGCUUCUACGAUUUCGUAUCCCUUACGUUUAAACUAGACGAGUUUAGAAUUCUUAGGGAAACACAGAACGUGAGUUUCAGAUAAAAGAAGAGAUUUCAACCUUCUUUAGAAAAAGGAAAACGCGAUCGACUCGAAGGAUGAGAGGGCUUGUUGAUUGCGUGUAGUUCAAUUUAUCCUAUUAUCCUAGUCCUUAGCGUAGAUUUUCAAAAGGAAGUUAGAGGAGGAGACACGGAGAGCAGAGUUUAUUUAAUUAAUAAACUAGAAUCAUUAAUCUUGUAAACUAUGCAUUGGUCCAGAGGAUGGUCCAUUUUAAAUUAAAGUUUGAAGAAAUUUUAACCAGUUAUUAAAAAGUAACCGUAAUUUAACUGAAAUUACUAUCUUAAUUUUUUUAUCGUUGAGAAAGCUUUGAAAUGGGUCAUCCCAGAAAGCACCAUAAAAAUUAGCUGUCCAUUGUUCGUUGCUUUUGAUUUCGAUACACGACAUCGAAUUGAGAUAUCGAGGCCAGGUUCAAGGUAGCCAACGAAAUAGCGAGCGAAAUAGCGAAGAUCAAGAUUCGUAAUUGUUUUAUUCAAACACGUUGCAGAAACUGAAAGAUUGAUUGUAAAAUGGCGUAAACGUUUCGAAGAGUGAAUCCUUUUGUUCAUGAUCGAAUGUAACGAAUGAAUGAAUGCGAGAAAAGGAGAGAAUUUAGAAAAAAAUGCUUAGAGCUAAUAUUUGCAGACUAAUUAGCCGGAGUACUUCCGGUACUCUAAACGCCUUCGAAAUUCGGGGAGCAAUACAAUCGAGCCACUUUUACAGUCAACGACUCGAAUUACUAUUAUUAAUUAUUAUUAUUAUUAUUAUUAUUAUUAAUUAUCAGUAUCGUCAUCAUUAUUAUUAUUAUUAUUAUUAUUGUAAUUCUUGUUAUCGCAGACACUGUCAUUCUAGCGCGGCACUAUCGAAGGUUACGAGGUGAAAAUUGAUUAUAUAUUAUAUUAUAUAGCGCGGACAAAACAGAUCGAAAUCUAUUAAAAGCAUUUAUUGCAAAGUUCCAAUAAAA
Osmia lignaria (orchard mason bee) is the source of this 9976-nucleotide messenger RNA. RefSeq names its product multiple PDZ domain protein. Gene Ontology annotation, molecular function: protein binding. The record is from RefSeq and is a predicted model, not a curated record. Lineage: Eukaryota; Metazoa; Arthropoda; Insecta; Hymenoptera; Megachilidae.